Messenger RNA from Nothoprocta perdicaria, 1830 nucleotides. It is a transcript of the gene OTX2, whose product is annotated as orthodenticle homeobox 2. The transcript has 3 exons. Gene Ontology annotation, molecular function: RNA polymerase II cis-regulatory region sequence-specific DNA binding; DNA-binding transcription factor activity, RNA polymerase II-specific. Gene Ontology annotation, cellular component: nucleus. Bases 20 to 889 code for a protein of 289 amino acids. Gene Ontology annotation, biological process: multicellular organism development; regulation of transcription by RNA polymerase II. NCBI's taxonomy places the organism in Eukaryota, Metazoa, Chordata, Aves, Tinamiformes, Tinamidae. The record is from RefSeq and is a predicted model, not a curated record.
UCCCCGCCACAACUUUAGCAUGAUGUCUUAUCUCAAGCAACCACCUUACGCAGUGAAUGGCCUGAGUCUCACCACCUCGGGCAUGGAUUUGCUGCACCCGUCUGUCGGUUAUCCCGCCACGCCGCGGAAGCAGCGCCGGGAGCGCACGACCUUCACCCGCGCGCAGCUCGACGUGCUCGAGGCGCUCUUCGCCAAGACCCGCUACCCGGACAUCUUCAUGCGCGAGGAGGUGGCGCUGAAAAUCAACCUGCCCGAGUCCAGAGUGCAGGUGUGGUUUAAAAACCGCCGGGCCAAGUGCCGCCAGCAGCAGCAGCAGCAGCAGAACGGGGGCCAGAACAAAGUGAGGCCGGCCAAAAAGAAGAACUCGCCAGCGCGGGAAGUAAGUUCGGAGAGCGGGACCAGCGGGCAGUUCACUCCCCCCUCGAGCACCUCGGUCCCCACCAUUUCGAGCAGCAGUGCCCCCGUGUCCAUCUGGAGCCCGGCGUCCAUCUCCCCGCUCUCAGACCCCCUGUCCACCUCUUCCUCCUGCAUGCAGAGGUCCUACCCCAUGACCUACACGCAGGCAUCAGGCUACAGCCAAGGAUACGCUGGCUCGACCUCCUAUUUCGGAGGGAUGGACUGUGGAUCUUAUUUGACCCCUAUGCACCACCAGCUCCCCGGACCAGGGGCCACCCUGAGUCCCAUGGGAGCCAAUGCCGUAACCAGCCACCUCAACCAGUCUCCAGCCUCCCUCUCCACCCAGGGCUACGGAGCCUCCAGUUUGGGCUUUAACUCGACCACCGAUUGCUUGGAUUAUAAAGACCAAACCGCCUCCUGGAAGUUAAACUUCAACGCUGACUGCUUGGAUUAUAAGGACCAGACAUCGUCGUGGAAGUUCCAGGUUUUGUGAAGGCCGCCGGGGACCUUUGGGACCCCCCCGCGACGCCGCCCCGAGAACGAACCCGCUGGGCCGAACACUCCCGUUCUAGUCAGGUCUUGGUUAAACUCAAGCGAACACAACUCCACGAUGCAAAACGGACAAACGAACCCACAGCAGCAACAAGAGCCGCAACGAGAAUCAAACCCAACCGCCACGACAAAAGAGAGAGACAGUGUUGGUGGGAGCGUCCUCAGACUCCUCUCCCGCUCGGACGCUCUGGAGAAGGAAGAACCCGGAGGCAUCGGAGGAAGGAGGCCUUAAACGGACAGAUCAUCUAGCGAGCAGACAGCAGGCAGACCCAUCUGUGUUCUUCAUAGUUUUAGGCAAUCGUUGGGUUUCUUUGUCGGAAGGAGGUGGAAGAUCGUUCCAUCGACGGGCCAGUUUAAGAGGAAAAACAAAAAAAGUCUAGGUUUUUAUUUCUUUUUUUUGUGUGUGUGUGCGUGCGUGCGUGUGCGUGGAAAGAUCCUUCUCCCAGAGGUUUCCCAUGUGUUAGCCAACCCUCGGUUGAAUAUCCGGCAUGGAGAGCAUCUCCGCUCCCCGUCUCGCUCUUCUUCUCUCUCCCCCCCUUUCCCAUUCCCUUCUCUCCAGCUCAUUCCACGGUUUGGAGCCACUUGCUCAAGUUGGCGCCGCAAGAACUCGGGUCGGGGCUGCGUGGGUUGUGCGACUGGUUGUCCUAGCUGCACUACUUUAUUUAAAGAAGAAGAAGAAAAAAAAAAUAAUGUUCAUAAGGAGUCAAUAUGUAGUUUUUAAGAGACAAUCAGUGUGUGUCUUAUUAUAAAUGGUACAUCUGUGGUUUUUAAUCUGUGCUAGACUUCAAAACUGUGAUCUCCUGUAUUGUAUGCAACCGCGAGCGCUGCGCCAGCGGGAGCUCGGCUGUGAUUUAAAUAGGUUAUAAUUAUAAGUGAAAUUCA